AUGGAAUACUGGAUUAGUUAUCAAAGUUCAAGUAAGUGAAAUUAAUUGUUAAAUUUGUAUAAUGUACUAUGUUAAUUUAAAAAAAAAAACUUACUAAUUAUCCGAUUCAAUUUCUCGAUUUUGGUGAAAAAAUAUACUGACUUUUUUACUAAUUAUAGAUACUAAAUUUGAAUAUACAUUCAGAAAUGCUUAAAAGGAUUUUUAAUUUAAUUUUUCCAGAGCUUUUAACUACCACAAGUUUCAUGGUUUUUGGUUCUUACCAAAUAAACAUUUUACAGGGUUUUCUAAUACCAAUUAGCCAAUCUAGUGUAAACUGGUGCUUAAAAUCAGUUAGUAUGAAUAUAUAAACUGAAUAAAUGGUAACUUGGAUUAAGUUCCCAAGAACUAUAAUGAAUAAAAAUUCAUCAUAUGUUAAGCAAAUUAGGUAACUAAAUAUAUUUUCUUUUAAAAAAUAGUACCUUUCUAGAGUAGGGUAAUAAUGAUUAAAUAUGAAGCUGUUAAAGAUAUUCCUGAAGAUAUUUACAUUAAACACCAUUGUUCUAAAAUAAAGAUUAGAAUUGAAUGUAUUCUCGGUGUCUUCAAAGCCAGGGAACUUCUAUUUAUUAAGUAAUAUUUUAUAGAAAUAAAUUAAGCUAAUAUAAAUCAAUAUUAUUAUUUAACUUAAUAAAGGGUUUUUAAAUAAGGACGUUCAAUUUUUAAAUUUAAAUAAAACAAGUUAUCUUAGAGAUAUCCAAUCAAUUUUUUUUUUUAUUUGAAAGAAUAUUUUAUUCAUGGUAAUUAUGUAUGAAAUAUAAUAUCCUUCAAAUCUCCGUGAUGCUUUGCUUAGUGGUGUUUUUUUCGGAAAAUCCAAUUUUUAAUGAUUUUAUCAUAAAUCUUGAUUUAUUUGUUGGAUAGCGUUAGUUAUGUGACUUUGAGGGCAUCAGUUUGCUGUUUAUUUGCAUAAAUUUGCGAUUAAGGAUAACCUCAAAGGAAGUCUUAAGUCUUAAGACUUAACAGAAAGUUCAUAUAAAAUGUGGUCACUAUUUUUUCAUUCCAAAAAGUAUUAUUUCUUUUAAAUUUAUAAUUAUAAAAUAAUUAUUGUAGGAUUUUUAUUCGUGUAUAUGGUAUUUAUAAAUUGAGUUAUGUUUACUAUUUAUGUUUAUAUAUGCCACUCAUGACAUUGAUGUUAUUUCUUCAUCCCAUCUUCUAAAAACCAAAUUUCCUUUCAGAAAAGGUUCUAUAAUUGUAAAUUAGAAUAAUAUUGCUGGUAGAAAAGUUAUCCACAGAAAUAAAUGAAUUGACUAAUAUUAUUAGAGUAUGUUCAUCAUCUCACGAGUUAUUUCAAUAUUUAAUUACUCGAGUAUACAAUUCUUAUACAAGAUUUUAGUUUGAUUAUGUUAUGCUAUAGUUCAUUAACACAAUAGAUUUGUAAUAUUUAUAAUUACUUUUUUUUAAUCCAUUUUAGGGCAUAGAUAUUUCCCUUAUUUUUCUUUCUUUUGAAUAAAAGAGUUUAAUUUUUUUUCAUAAUACAGGUCUUUUUUAUUGUCCAUAGCAUCAAAGAUAACAAAUACUGUUGUAUGUAUUGUACAAAAGAAUCUUUCUCUAGGUUUCAAUAUUUCAAACAUCAGCAGACGCCUGACUAAUAGAAAUUUGAAAAUCAAAAUAAGAAUACUCCUUCUAUUUGCUAUAGAAUACAAUUUUUUUUAUCUUUUAUUAUAUUUUAGUAAUCAAAUAUUGGAAGUUAAUUUUCAAUUAGGAGAAGCGAUAAAUUUCUACAUGCCCAUGUCAAUGAUACAGAUUUUAUCAAAAAUACGUUAUGAUUCUAUUCAAAUGACAAAAAUGCCAAAAAACUAAAUAAAAUUGUUGGACUUGGAUUCAACAGAUUUUAAUUUUGAAAAUUGAUAUUAAUAUUAGUCAUUGUUGUUAGUUCAAGAAUGGCAGAGGGGAUUUCAGUUUUUUUAUAUAUAUAAGUAUGCCAUUCAUUUUUAUAACAAUGUUAAAUUUCCAAGGCUUUAGUAGAGUUGUUAAAGUUUUUCAAUUUGUUUUUAAAAUUAAAAUCUGUCAAACCCAAGUCCUAUAGUUUUGUCUAACUUAUGGCUUGUUUUACAUGAUAAUUUGUACCUCUUCCAGCCCCUUUAAGCAGUGCUAAUUUGCUUAUAGGUUAAUCUGGCACUACCUAUAUAAACUUGUUAAACAAUUUUAUUUGAAGAUAAACAUUUUUAAAAUGUAUAUGAUACCUAAUAUAAUUCAAUAAUUAUAUUAAUAAUAAGGAAAACUAUAAUUUUACUAGAUAUACAUAAAAUUAAUAUGAUUGUUUUUACUAAUAACAUUAAAAUUUUAAAUAAUCACAGUAAUGACAAUGGUGAUAUUCCCGGGGCCGUUAAUUAGGUUUAUUGUUGCCUCAAUACUAUUGUUUACAUUAUACCAAAUAAAUUAAAAUGCACAUGUUAUGUAGGUACCUAUAAUAAUUUAUAAAUUUUACAAACUUGAAAAAAUAUAUUCUACAUCAUGUUAUAUAUUUAUUGACUAAUUAAAGUGUGUUAUAUUUUAUAGGUAGCGCUAGAACCAGAUGAAUCUUAAUUGACAAGUAAUUAUUUUUAAUAUAAAUAUUAAAUACCUACCUAUUCCAUUAUGCUAAAUAUUUUAUUUUGUAUUUUUUGUAGAUGCUAUUGCUGACCAAAUAGAUGAUGAAAUUGGUCCAUUACUAGUUGAUGACAAAAAUAUCGAUAAAGAUUAUGAACAAGGUGAUGAAGUGGACAAUGAGACUACAAUGAAUGAAGAAGAAGCACUUCCGGAAUUGGAAGACCUUACGAUGGAAAUACGAUUUCUAGAAGAAGUAUCUAAAAUGAUCUAAUAAUAAUAAUAAUAAUAAUUGUAUUAUAUUGUUUAACUUUUUUUUAAUACAGGAAAGUAACAUGCCUAUUCAUGAACUUAUGCUUAUGUACAGCUAUGCAAACAGUGCUGCUGCUUCAGACAAGGACGAAAGAAAGAAGAAGAAAAAGAAGAGUUCUUCAAAGGAAAAUAAAGAUGAAAGAAAGAAGGUAAUAAUACAAUGUUUGUUAUACAAAAUAUUGUAUUAUUUGUUUUAAUUACUGUUGUGUUUAUCUAAAAAAAGCUUUCAUCUCUGUCUGAUGAAAUUCUAGGUAAGGCAAGAAAAGUUAUUUAAAAAUUGGGAGCUUCUUCAAUGUGCACCUACCUCGUAAGUGCGGUCUACUAUGGUCUAACUUGUCCUUGUGAUAUAAAAAUAUCUGCAAAAUUCCCAAAUAAAGAUAAAAAAAAUAUUGAUAAUGAUUGAUUAUAAUUUAUUUUACACCCAUUCCCAAUCUAAUACCUAAUCCUGUGAAAUAAAUUCAUUGGUAAAAACAGUUGUGCCUCUCCCCCUAAAUGGGUAUUGUGCAGUAGAUUAGUGGAAAAGUCAUCAUUAAAAUCUUGAAUAUAAUUUUCAAAUUGUACAAAUUUUAAAAAAUGUUGGUAGGUGUGCACCAGUCUGUUAUGAAAUUUGUUUGUCGUUGAAACAUCGAAAAACAGAAUACUGAUAUACCAAUAUAUAUUGUGGAAAAUAUUGAUAUUUGUUCUUAAUUAUUGAAACAAUAGAUAGUGAAUAGUGAUUGUAAAAUACCAAAAUUUUCCAAUGCAUAAUCAUUUAUGAUUAAUACUAUAUAUAUAUAUAUAUAUAUAUAUAUAUAUGUAUUAAUAAUACAAAUAUGUAUUAGUGCAGUAGCAUAUUUACCAGGAAAAUUAGGAAAAUAUUUCCCACCAUUGACUUUUUUUAGUAUCUAAUAGUUAACAAACCAUAUUUUUAAAUUAAAAGAUAUUUACUGUUUAGAUAGAAAAAAAAAAUUGAAUGUAUUAAUAUCUAUACAAGUUAAUGUAUCAAAUAAACCUUAACUUAUACAUACAUUCUUUUGUUUAAAACAAAACCUUUUUGAAUCACUAUAUACCUCUAAAUAGUAAACACUAGUAAAUUAAAUAAUUAUUUACUAAUAAUUGUAGUUAAAUAUUCUUUUUACAUAUGACUUUAAUAAUAAUUUUGGGGCUAUUUGAAUUAUAAAUUACUUGAAAAAAAUAUUAUAAUAAAAAAUAAAUUAUACAACAUUUUUUUUUUAGUCAGAGUACACAUUUUAUGUUACACAAUAUGACACAAUUUCCAAAAUCAAUAUUUUUCAUCAGAAAAACCAAAAUAGGCUACUGCAUCAGUGCAAAAUCUUAUUAAUUUAAGCAUUGGAUGUAAUAUUUUGAAAUUGCUGUAGAUUUUUCAGAAUACUUGUGUAGCAAUCAAUAGCUAUUUCAAAGACAAAUUAUAAUAUUUGCCUUAAUUGUGUUUUUCUUUUUAGAUUUUGUAUAUUUUUAAUAUUUUUGUUUUACACAAUUUUCACCAUAAGAAUUAAAAAAAAAAAGCAAAAUAUUGAUGUACAGUGGCGAUCCCUGUAUAUGUUGGUGGUUCCACACUACUAGUGUAAUCAAUAAAUAUUUGGAAAUUGAAUCUUUAAAAUGCUUGAUAACUGAUACAAAGUACUUAUUUAUUCCAAUUCAACAUUGGCCCAGGCUAAUGUUUAUCUAGAUUAUAAAAAUCUAUUAACUCUAACUAAUAUCAGAUCCAAUUAUUUUUGAAAGUUGGGAGAGGCACAUUUAAGUAGGCACAAAUAUACUUACUUUUUGAAGUAAGCACAAGGCUUUAGACAUACUCCUUUACUGUAAAAGCCCCCAUACACUAUGAUAAAUCAUUGGUUAAACCAGUUUUUAAAGUCAAGAAUGGACAAAAAUAAAAACUGUUUGGUUUUGUCUAUACACUUUAUGAUUUAUUGAUGGAUUAUUGUAGCGUAUGAGAGCCUUAAUGCCACCUAAAGAAAAAUCUUAAAAUAUUAGUGCUUCAGAUAUUAUAUAUAUAUCAGAUAUUAUAUUUUAUACAACAGUAUCAGGUUUGGUCAUCACAUCUAUAGGUAUCCCUAAAUGAUGACAAUGUAAUAAUUCAAAAUACAUCUGAACAUGUAUUUUUGAAAAAUGAUAUAAAUUCUUAAAAAUAAAUAUAAACUGUAUAUUGAGUUAGAAAUGUACUGGUAGAUAGCAUAUCAAAGUAGCAAUGCAAAAAUUUAGUUAUGAUAAUUGCACCAUACUUAAUCAAACAAUAAUUAUUAUAUAUUAAUCGCAUAUUGAAGUAAUUAAUUGUAUAGGUAGGUGACCUACUAAAAAGUGUAAAUAAAUCCUUGGUAGUUGAAAACUGACCAGAUGGCUGAUGACUUAAACAUUUUAGCUGUUAAUGGUUAUUUAUAGAAAUUAAUUAAUACUAUUGAUAUCCAUUGAUUUUUCUUAAAGAAACUACAUUUUUUUUUUUUCAUUGAACAUUUUGUAUUCAACUUAUUCAGUCAAACUUAUAUAACUUGAACUUUAUUAACUCAAAAUCAUUGAUACCUAGAACUUCCAGGGUCCCUAGAAUUUCUUAUUUAAACAAUAUAAAAAUUUGUAAAUAUUUUAUAAAUAACUCAAAGUUAUAAUUUUAUUAUUAUGAUAUGGUACAAUUGUUGGUUAUUCUUAUAAAUAUGUAUGUACAUCUAUUAAAGUUAAUUUAAAAGUUUAUUAAUGUUAUGAAUACUAAUAAAGUUGAUAUAACUGGUUUACCAUCCGAUAAUGCCACUCAUAUAAACCUCAAUGUUUUGUUAGGGUUCAGUAUUUAUAAUUUUAUGAUGGUUGUUUGUGAUAUCAGUAUUAAAUUGAAUAAAAUAAAAUGAAAAUUCAAUAACUUGAACUUUUCCGCCAGUCCCCCCUUCAACUUCGAGUUAACCAUGUCUGACUGCAUAAAUUAACAAUUUGAAUUUGUAAGAACUGAAUAAUGGUUCAGUAAAUUAAUUUUGUGUUUCAAUAAUUACUGAAUUAUGCUUCAAAUAAAAAAGUGCUUUUUUAAGCAAAUGCCAACAUUUUAGUUAUGAAAUAUAUUAAAUUGGUUUUUUUAAUUCAUAUCAAUCAUUUAUUUAUUUUAAUACAUUUAAUAGUUAAAGGGCCCAGUAACAGUUUUUCAUAUCUUUCAAUUUUGAAAAAUUAUUUAAUUAAAAUAAUUACCAUUUUAAAUAUUUUAUUUUCCAACUGAUCUACUAUCUUAUACUCAUUUAGGGGGAAAGAAUGGUGCUUUUUUUUAAAUGACAAAGAAAUAGUGAUAACUCAUUGUCAGUUCAAUAUUCUUAUAAACAUUUUUUUUAUUGAUAAACAACAAUCUUUAGACCACAUUGAAGUCUUGAUUUUUUAAUUCGGAUUUCAAGUAAUAGAAAAAGAUUAUUAAAAUUUACUUUUUUAAGACAUUAUAAAUGUUGAGAAUAAAAUAUUGAAAAUGGAGUACAAUGCAGUUUGUGUAAUAUUUUCCUUUAUUAAUUUAAAAAAAAAUAAAUACGAUUUGGUUUAUUCUACUGAAUAGUAUCACUAUUUCUGUAGAGCUUUCUUUGUGGGCAAAAGAACAUUGGUACUAAGUGCCUUAAAGAAUAUUAUUUAGUAUAGUUCAUUAAUAUUUUUUAUAUUAUAGAUUCAACUGAAGGAGAAAAUUCCGCUAAACAAAAUACCAGUAAUGAGUCUGUGUCAGGGACUAGGCCAGUCUCUGCUGAUCAGUGUGGAAAAUCUAAAAACAGAAAAGUGUAUGCAGAACUACCACAAGUAAGUAUUUGUAUAUAAAUACAAAAUUAUAUUUUCAUAUAUGGUUUCAAAUCAUACACCCAGUCGUAUUUAUGUCUAAAGAUCCUUCAGGUCUCAAGAUUUAUUAAAUAUAUAAAUAGUUUAAAGCUUUACUGAAAAAUAAAACCCCUCAAUUUUUUUUAAAAACAAUUACUUUUAUAUUUUACUGUAAUUAUUAAAGUAUGUUUUAAUCAGUUUAAUAUUAUAAUAAAACACUUGAUUGAUUUGAUUGCAUUACUUUUUGUUGUCAGGUUGAAAAAAAUUGUCAGAAUAUUCUUACUCUGAUGUUUAUUGCUCAUCAAUUUUCUAUUACAAUCUUUUGUCAUAUUUUGUUUUUUGAAAUGAUUGCAUUUAAAUAAUUUUGGUUUUAAAAAAAAUCAUAAAAAUUAAUUUUUAGUAUCAUUGUUGCUUUGAUAGUAUAGGAAUUAGAAACUAAUUUUUUUAUCUCCAUAAUACAUUUAUUUAAAUAUUCUCUAAAAUGCUGCAUUAAUUCCAGGUAUUACUUGAGAAUAUUCCGCAAUUUGCAAAAAUUGUCAAGUAUAUUUAAAAAAAAAAAAAAACAACAGAAAACUGAUUUAUUUAUUGUGUUCUAAAAAUAAGAAAUUAGGAGAUUCUCAACAUAAGGAAAAACAUAUUGGUUUUAUUAUGAAUUGUUUUGUGUUUUUCUGUCUACAUAAUAAUUUAAAAUUCUGGAACUUCAAUCCUAUCAGUAAAACAUAGUUUAAACCUAUGUCAAAUAUAAAUGGGUAUUUUGGAGAGGCUAUUAUAGGCAAAUUGAAAAUCAGUAAAAUUAUUUGUAUGGAUUUAUUUAUUUUUAAAAUGUAAAAAUAAAAACAUUUUAUAGUAUGAUUUUUUUCUUUUUUAGGAUAAUGGAAGAAUUAUACAAGCAUCAAAACUAUUAGAUUUAUAAGUGGCUGAAAUGGGUAAGUUAUAUUUAUAAUUUAUUUGUGUUUUUAUUAAGUACAUUGGUGUUAUAAGAUUUUUACUCUGGGGGGACAAGCAUAAAACUAUUGUAAUUUAGGGUGUUAAAUAUUUUGAAAAUUUCCAAUUUAAUUUAUCAAUAAAAUUCUAGUACUCAAAUUGAGUAAAAAUCGCAAUAAAGGCGAUAAAUAGGCAACAAAUAGGUAGAAAUGCACGAUAUGAAGUAAUUUUAAAGGCGCUUAAAAAUGUAAAUUGCUCCAUCACGAAGUUUGAUUAAAAACAGAAGGAAAUUCGGGGCAUCCAGUUUUAUUUCACCAAAAUAAAAUAUUUUUUUAAUUUAAAUAUAAACUCAAAAACAAAUAGAAUUUGUGUAUUAUCAUGGUUGAUUCAUUAAGAGGUACUAUUUUAAAAUGGGAUUUUAUGACAGAAAACGAAUGAGUCGUAUCAAACUAUCAUGUUAUUUUUGUUUAGUGCUGUUUGACAUCUCAUCGUGUAAAGACUUAGCCGGGCAUAGCGUCUACCAAAUUAUUCAACUUUAUUACUAAAAAGUCCUCGUAGAACGCUGAUUUUCGUAAGUUUAGAGAAACUUAUGGUCCGCAUGAUCGGCCUACCGAACACAUAAUUGUAAAAUUUGAAACUCAAUUUUCAUUAUUGGAUAACACACGACCAAAUAGGCCGUAUCCAACACGUAGUGAAGAAAAUAUAGUGGCGGUAGCUGGAAGUGUACGCGAUGACCGUGAUGAAUCGAUUCGGUGCCGUUCUCAACAGCUUGGCCUGUCGUAUGCAACAACUUGGCGUAUUUUACGUAAGGACCUUGGUUUAAAAGCAUACAAAAUUCAACUCGUCCGAGAAUUGAAGCCGGCCGACCUUCCGAAUCAUUCUUUACAUUGCUCCUUAGAAAACGCUACUCCCGAGGCACUGACGAAUCUACUUCCGAUAACGUUGAACCGUCAGACAUUUUGGAACCAUGGGUAUUAUUAUUGA
Cinara cedri is the source of this 8538-nucleotide messenger RNA. Lineage: Eukaryota; Metazoa; Arthropoda; Insecta; Hemiptera; Aphididae. The record is from the annotation of a GenBank genome assembly.